Ipomoea triloba (trilobed morning glory) is the source of this 1560-nucleotide messenger RNA. RefSeq names its product casein kinase II subunit alpha-2. Gene Ontology annotation, molecular function: protein serine/threonine kinase activity; ATP binding. Gene Ontology annotation, biological process: protein phosphorylation. The record is from RefSeq and is a predicted model, not a curated record. The coding region runs from base 101 to 1102 and encodes 333 amino acids. Lineage: Eukaryota; Viridiplantae; Streptophyta; Magnoliopsida; Solanales; Convolvulaceae. The transcript is spliced from 10 exons. Gene Ontology annotation, cellular component: nucleus; cytosol; protein kinase CK2 complex.
AGGCGUGGGGACGUGGGGUGGAGAGGGACAACAUAUAAAAAGGCUGGCGAGAGAGGUACUAUAGCUUCAGAUCCUUCGCCUCAUCGGCGAGCAAUCGGAUAUGUCUCAAGCACGAGUCUACGCUGACGUCAACGUUCACCGUCCUAAGGAUUAUUGGGACUAUGAAGCUCUUACCGUUCAAUGGGGUGAUCAGGAUGACUAUGAAGUUGUUCGGAAAGUGGGAAGAGGAAAAUACAGUGAGGUCUUUGAAGGAGUAAAUGUCACCAACAAUGAGAAGUGCAUCAUCAAAAUACUUAAACCCGUGAAAAAGAAGAAGAUAAAAAGGGAAAUAAAAAUACUUCAGAAUCUUUGUGGAGGCCCAAAUAUUGUGAAACUCUAUGAUAUUGUCAGAGACCAGCACUCAAAAACUCCAAGUUUGAUUUUUGAAUAUGUGAACAGUACAGAUUUCAAAGUCUUGUAUCCGACACUGACUGAUUAUGACAUCCGCUACUACAUUUAUGAGCUUCUCAAGGCAUUGGAUUAUUGCCAUUCACAAGGAAUAAUGCACAGAGAUGUUAAACCUCACAAUGUCAUGAUUGAUCAUGAAUUAAGAAAACUUCGUUUGAUUGAUUGGGGUCUUGCUGAGUUUUAUCAUCCUGGUAAAGAGUACAAUGUCAGAGUAGCCUCAAGGUACUUUAAGGGGCCUGAACUACUCGUGGAUUUGCAAGACUAUGAUUAUUCCUUGGACAUGUGGAGUCUUGGCUGCAUGUUUGCAGGAAUGAUCUUUAGGAAAGAGCCAUUCUUCUAUGGCCAUGACAACCAUGAUCAACUUGUUAAAAUUGCAAAGGUUCUUGGCACAGACGAGUUAAAUGCAUAUCUUAACAAAUAUCAUCUGGAGCUUGAUCCUCAACUUGAUGCUCUGGUUGGAAGGCACAGCAGGAAACCUUGGUCCCGAUUUAUUAAUUCAGACAACCAGCAUUUAGUUUCUCCAGAGGCAAUUGAUUUCCUUGAUAAGCUCCUUCGUUAUGAUCAUCAAGACAGGCUUACAGCUAAAGAAGCUAUGGCACAUCCAUACUUCUUCCAAGUGAGGGCAGCUGAAAACAGCAGGGUGCGUACACAGUAGCGAUGGCCCCCUCUAUAUACAGGCAUCAUGAUUAUUUGUAAUGGAGUUGCAAAGGCGCGUGUGUACAUUGCUGUCACAAUGUCUUGAUCACAAUUGGAACGACUUUUAUGUAGUAAUGAAACCGCAUGGCUCAUUUAUUUCCCACCUGAGCAGAUUGAUGAAGCUAACUUUAAUUUUUAUGUUAGCAUUCUUCAACUCCCAUAUCCAUUCGUGGGCUGUAUAUUCUAUCGUAAAUGUUGAACUGUGAAUGUCAGCUCGCAUGGUCUUUUCAGUUUACUACUACACAUAAAAUAGCUAGCUUGUUGGCAUCUCAUCCGUGUAGUGUACUUGUUUGGGAAUGCCUCGUUUACAUUCAAGCUGCAUGCCGUAUGUUUCAGUGUGUAACAUCGUACUUUGCUAUGGAAUUAUGUUGUGAAUCUGGUCUAUUAUAUAGUUGAUGAUGAUGAUAUCUGCUUGUU